Molecule: messenger RNA, 537 nt
Organism: Mesocestoides corti
Lineage: Eukaryota; Metazoa; Platyhelminthes; Cestoda; Cyclophyllidea; Mesocestoididae
Source: the annotation of a GenBank genome assembly
AUGUCGGAGUACAAUGCCAUGACAAAGGAAUACGACAUAAUGAAAGUGGAGACCACUACGUUGCAGAGCAAGUCCAAUGAAAUGUAUCAGCACAUUUUGAGCCAGGAUACGAAGAUUGAACAGCUCGAACAAAGUAUUCAGGUAUUAGAGGCCGAAAAUAAUGAGCUGAGACAAAGCAGGAUUAUCGAUGCUUCUACUAAGCAUCACACUGGUGUAAAGAUUCCGGACGAGGAGACGUGUCCGCCGUGCGAGACGUGCACCGAGGCCGAGGCCUGGGCUGAGGGCCUGAUCAACAGCCCCAAUAAAUUCAGUGACAGCCUACGCAGACACUUUCAGUCAACGCUGCCGGUUCGUUCUCGAAUGCCGUUGCCUCGGCAAAGUUAUGGCACUUCGACAAUGACGUCCACGCCUGCGUCAACCCUUCGUUUCGAAGAAAUGAAGAAGCCUGUUGCUGAAGUUUCACAGGGUUCGUCGAUCCUCUCAAGUGGAGCGAGGAAACCUAUUGGUUCCAUGAACCAAGCACACCAGUCAAAGUAA